Molecule: messenger RNA, 2556 nt
Organism: Lepus europaeus (European hare)
Lineage: Eukaryota; Metazoa; Chordata; Mammalia; Lagomorpha; Leporidae
Gene: IQANK1
Product: IQ motif and ankyrin repeat containing 1
Exons: 13
Coding region: 1-2556 (851 amino acids)
Biological process (GO): regulation of barbed-end actin filament capping
Cellular component (GO): cytoplasm; nucleus
Molecular function (GO): protein binding
Source: RefSeq, a predicted model, not a curated record
AUGGUCACCCUGAUGCUCCCGCCUGGCCCCUGGGAAGGCGUCUUCCCGGCCUCCCGGGCCUGUGUCCUGUGGGCGCCUCCCGGGCCUGUGUCCUGUGAGCGCCUCCCGGGCCUGUGUCCUGUGGGCGCCUCCCGGGCCUGUGUCCUGUGGGCGCCUCCCGGGCCUGUGUCCUGUGGGCACCUCCCGGGCCGGUCUCCCGCCGUCGGCAGCCAGGAUCUGAGUCUGAAGACGUGGUACAGGUUCCUGCUGAUUUGUCCUGGGCCCCCAGCGAGGCUGCACCUUGGGGUUGUGAUGGUCACCCUGACGCUCCCGCCUGGCCCCUGGAAAGGCGUCUUCCCGGCCUCCCGGGCCUGUGUCCUGUGGGCGCCUCCCGGGCCUGUGUCCUGUGGGCGCCUCCCGGGCCUGUGUCCUGUGGGCGCCUCCCGGGCCUGUGUCCUGUGGGCGCCUCCCGGGCCUGUGUCCUGUGGGCGCCUCCCGGGCCGGUCUCCCGCCGUCGGCAGCCAGGAUCUGAGUCUGAAGACGUGGUACAGGUUCCUGCUGAUUUGUCCUGGGCCCCCAGCGAGGCUGCACCUUGGGGUUGUGAUGGUCACCCUGAUGCUCCCGCCUGGCCCCUGGGAAGGCGUCUUCCUGGCUUCCCGGGCCUGUGUCCUCCAGGAUCUGAGUCUGAAGACGUGGUACAGGUUCCUGCUGAUUUGUCCUGGGCCCCCAGCGAGGCUGCACCUUGGGGUUGUGAUGGUCACCCUGAUGCUCCCGCCUGGCCCCUGGGAAGGCGUCUUCCUGGCUUCCCGGGCCUGUGUCCUCUCCGCCCCAGCCCGGCGUGUGCCCCCCACCCCUCCCGGCCCCGGCCGGCGUUUUCAGGCCCAGCGGCUGGGCCUGGCCGGGCAGGAAGGCUGGAGCCUGGGGGUCAGCACAGCGGGGCCGUCCACACGCGCCCUCUCACCCCCAGAGCCCACCGCCGAGGACCGCGCGGCCAGGGUCAUCCAGGGCGCCCUGCGGCAGCACCUGGCGAGGAGGGAGCUGGCCCGGCGCAAGCAGCAGCGCCAGGAGUACGAGGAGCGGAUGGAGAAGCUGCAGAGGGAGGCCUUCGUUGCGGCGGUGCUGCGGGAGCAGGCGGCGGCUCGGCGGCGGCGCGAGCAGGAGGAAGCGGAGCAGCGCGAGCGGCGGGAGGAGCUGCAACGCCGCGGCCGCCUGCUGGACGCCGCCUUCGACGGGGACGUGGGGGAGAUGCGCGCGGUGCUGGAGGAGGUGGAGCAGCUGCUGACUCGCGAGGGCGUGGGCCACGACGAGGAGGGCGCGGCGCGGCGGCUGCAGCGGCGCGUGGCGCUCGUGGAGUGCGAGGACCGCCACGGGAACACGCCGCUGUCCGAGGCGGCCGCGGGCGGGCAGCCGCGGGCCAUCCAGCUGCUGGCUGAGCUGGGCGCCAACCCCAACAGCAAGGGCGCCUUCGGCCGGACGCCGCUGUACCGGGCGGCCUUCGGGGGGCACCUGGAGGCCGUGCAGCUGCUGCUGAGGCUCGGAGCAGACCCGCGGGUGCACGCGGACGACGGCAGCACCCCCGAGCAGGUGGCCUCUCUGGAGGCCGUGGCCGGCGUGCUGCGCUCCUGGGAUCUGAGCCUCACGGAAGCCAUGCUGCAGAACAUGGAAGCCGAGCACCAGCGCCGGGCGCGCGAGACCCAGACGCAGCAGCAGGCGGAGGCCACGCGCAUGGCCCGCCAGCUGCAGCGGCUGGCCCAGGAGCAGCAGCGCUGUCACAAGGAGCUGCAGCAGGCCUACUGCGAACUCGGCCGGAGGAUCGCCGAGCACGACGCGUGCGAACGCCGGCGCGCGGCCAGCACGGAGCCCUGGGCACAGGCCGUCAAGGACGCCGAGGCGCGCGUGGACAGGCUGCGGCAGCAGGCUCAGGAGGCCGAGGAGACGCUGGCCCUGGCCAGGCUGGAGCUUCGGGAGCAGGCCCAGGAGGACGAGGCCGCGGCGCCCGGGCUGCGGUGCCAGGUCACCGAGCUGCACGACGUGCUGCUGAAAGACGUGGGCGACCGCAUCCGCGCCGAUGGCCGGUGGCCUCUCGUCAUCGACCCCUCGGGCCAGGCGGCCACCUUCCUGCGCUACCAGGACACCAACUACCUGGACACGGUGAACCCUGAGCACCUGCGCCCGGAGAGGGUCCGCCUGGCGCUGUUGGGGGCGCUCAGGUACGGGAAGCCGCUGGUCUUCGACCUGCGCGAGCUGGACCUGUUUGCGGCCGUACUGCGGCAGCUGGACGCGGUGCAGCCGGGCCUGGCGCAGGCGCUGCUGAGCCGCGGGCUGCUGCAGCAGGAGCGCUACCUGUCGCUGCGGCGCCCCGCCGACGGCCCCGAGUACGACCCCGCGCGCUUCCAGGAGGCGCGCCUGCACCGCUUCCGCCUCCUCUUCGUCACGCGCGCCCGCUGGCCGCCGGCCGAGCAGCUGCAGGCGCUGCUCCCGGUGCGCGUGCAGCCGCCCCGGGGCCUCGACCGCGCCCGAGCCCCGCCAGCCCCGCCCUGCAGAGCGGCCGACGGACGCGCGGGGGCUAAAACGUAG